AUGUCUGAAAACAACAGCAGCUACCAGACCGAGAUUUACGGCAAGGGUGCCUUGAGGAGCAUCCCGCCCAGCGUCACGACUGAUCUGCGUCUGCUGGAGGAGCAGGCUAAAAAGGCACUUGGGGAACGGUCAUUUAAAUAUGUAGCUGAUGGCGCAGGCGAGAAGUCGACUAUGGACAGCAACCGGCUGACGUUUCGGCAGUGGAAACUAAUCCCGAGGAUGACGCGAAGUAUGGACAGCCAGGACGUGUCCGUUAAGCUGUUCGGGCAGAAGUUCGACGACCCGCUGAUCAUGGCGCCCAUCGGCGUCCAGGGCAUCUUUCAUUAG
Molecule: messenger RNA, 327 nt
Organism: Penicillium lagena
Lineage: Eukaryota; Fungi; Ascomycota; Eurotiomycetes; Eurotiales; Aspergillaceae
Product: oxidoreductase
Exons: 3
Coding region: 1-327 (108 amino acids)
Molecular function (GO): oxidoreductase activity
Source: RefSeq, a predicted model, not a curated record